AAAAUAGGCGUAUGUAUGAGAAAUCAGUUACUAAAGGUCGAGAGGCUUUCAAAUACUCCUGGCGAAGGAUCCGAUGCAAUGCGAUAUACCCUCUCUCUCUCUCUCUCUCUCUCUCUCUCUCAGUUAUAAUAAAACCGUUUCCUUCUCUCUUUCUCUUUCUCACAUCUAAAGUCUAUAAAGAGGCCAGAAAUCCAAAGAAGAAGCUCAGAGAAAUCACUCAAAGUAACGGAAAAAAGAUCAUUAUAUUCCAACAAGACCCUUCUCUCUCUCUCUCUCUCUCUCUCUCUCUCUCAAUUUUAGGUUGAUGUUCACGGAAUUCCAGCACAUUAUUCCCUUCCUUGCUAUGUCGAAUCCAGAGCUGUUGAUCCUCACAGAAGAUAAAAAACAGAUCGAAUUCCCAGAUUCCUCAAUACCCACUUUAAAAUUCCCAGAUGGGUCUCAAAUUACAACCUCCAACCUCGAUCAUCUUCAUCACCAUCAAGAAGAAGAACAAGAAGAGAAAUGCGAGUCAACAGCUUCUUCUGAGACUCUCAAGCCACCAUGUUUAGGACAAUCUGACAACGACGACGAUGAUGAUGGGUUCAGAACUCCAACAUCUUUGGAUCACAAAAUUCCAGUGAUCACACAAUGCCCACCAGCUCCCAAGAAACUCCGGCAAAGACCAUCGACGAAGAAGAGAAAAGCAUUAUUCAGAGAUGAUGAAUUGAUGUUUCCUUCAAAGCUACUUGGAGAAGAUUUUGAACGCAAGAUCAAGAGAUCGUGGAGGAGGAUGACGAGGGAUUAUAAUUCAGAAUAAGAUUAUAUUAUUCAUCAUUCGGUAGGAAAAUUUUAUCAAGAUUUUAGAGUCUGUCACUCAUCAAAAUGUUACCAACCCAGAAAAACAAAUAAAUAAAUGUCUAGAAUUUGAAUUAUACCAAUUAAAUCUAUUUUGGAUGUUAUCAAUUCAAAAUUCUAAAUAUUCUUUCUUUUUUUCUGGAUAUAUAACAUUUUUAUGAAAAUCAUACAUCUCACAAUUAUGUUCUAUUCUAUCAUUUUUUUAUUUUUUUUAUUUUUAUUUUUAAGGGUGAGAUCUUGAUUUGGUGGGAUUGGUCUAAGAAUCUGAUCUGAUUUUUGUAAAAGUUAAAGUUGGGAAAUUAAGAUUAGAGGUGAGGAAAUACAGACCAUGAAAAAGAGGUAGGGCAUAAUAAACUACCAACUUUAUUGCAACCCUGCUUCUUUUGUGAUCAAGGUGUUAUUCAGUUCUAAAGAAGAUAGAAUAUAUUCUCAAAAUGUUCAAUGAAAAUGGGAAUUUUCUUC
Camellia sinensis is the source of this 1296-nucleotide messenger RNA. Lineage: Eukaryota; Viridiplantae; Streptophyta; Magnoliopsida; Ericales; Theaceae. The record is from RefSeq and is a predicted model, not a curated record.